AGUGAUCAGCGCGAGAGCUGUACGUUAGUCUCAAACACUUAUUCCACAGGGAAGGAUUGGAUAUAGUCAGAGCAACUUCGGUCCGUCCAUCCGAGCAGCAGCCGAAGAAGGAUUUAAAAAACAAGAAGACACAAUUACGCGACACACAAAUGGCUGCAAUCGUGCGCGUAAUUUGGACCCUCGUGUGGAUAUUUUGGACAGUUUCGUGCACACGGAUUUACCCCCCAAAUGAAGUGACGUUACUGGACUCCAGAACAGUACAAGGCGAAUUAAAAUGGGUUGCGAGUCCGACGGAAGGAGGGUGGGAGGAGGUGAGCAUCAUGGACGAGAAGAACACGCCCAUCCGGACCUACCAGGUGUGCAACGUCAUGGAGCCCAACCAGAACAACUGGCUGCGGACCGACUGGAUCCCGCGCGGCGCCGCCCAGCGCAUCUACAUCGAGAUCAAGUUCACGCUGCGCGACUGCAACAGCCUGCCCGGCGUCAUGGGAACCUGCAAGGAGACCUUCAACCUCUACUACUACGAGUCCAACAACGACAAGGAGCGCUACAUCCGCGAGAACCAGUUCAACAAGAUCGACACCAUCGCCGCCGACGAGAGCUUCACGCAGGUGGACAUUGGCGACCGCAUCAUGAAGCUCAACACGGAGGUGCGCGACGUGGGCGUGCUCACGCGCAAAGGAUUCUACCUGGCCUUCCAGGACGUGGGCGCAUGCAUCGCACUCGUGUCCGUGAGGAUCUUCCACAAGAAGUGCCCGCUGACCGUGCGGAACCUGGCGCAGUUCCCGGACACGGUGACGGGCGCCGACACGUCCUCGCUGGUGGAGGUGCGGGGGUCGUGCGUGGACCACUCGGAGGAGAGGGAGGUGCCCAAGAUGUAUUGCGGCGCGGACGGGGAGUGGCUGGUGCCCAUCGGGAACUGCCUCUGCAACCCCGGCUAUGAGGAGCGCGCCACAGCCUGCCAAGCGUGUCGUAUUGGCUACUACCCUUGUCGUAUUGGCUACUACCGUGCGUUGUCUACGGAUGAGGGAUGCUCCAAGUGUCCUCCCCACAGCUACUCUGUAGAGGAGGGCUCCACCUCCUGCGCCUGCGACAAGGGAUUCUUCCGCGCCGAGACAGACCCCGCCUCCAUGCCCUGCACACACAGACCCCACAUCCAUGCCCUGCACACAUGA
Molecule: messenger RNA, 1175 nt
Organism: Engraulis encrasicolus (European anchovy)
Lineage: Eukaryota; Metazoa; Chordata; Actinopteri; Clupeiformes; Engraulidae
Product: ephrin type-A receptor 4-like
Exons: 7
Coding region: 150-1175 (341 amino acids)
Biological process (GO): ephrin receptor signaling pathway; protein phosphorylation; axon guidance
Cellular component (GO): plasma membrane; dendrite
Molecular function (GO): ATP binding; transmembrane-ephrin receptor activity; protein binding
Source: RefSeq, a predicted model, not a curated record